Cavenderia fasciculata is the source of this 1746-nucleotide messenger RNA. RefSeq lists its product as uncharacterized. Lineage: Eukaryota; Evosea; Eumycetozoa; Acytosteliales; Cavenderiaceae. The transcript is spliced from 4 exons. Gene Ontology annotation, molecular function: zinc ion binding; nucleic acid binding. The annotation marks the transcript as partial. The record is from RefSeq and is a predicted model, not a curated record.
AGAUGUGAUAAACUACCUGUUCAAUGUGUAGUUCAUUCUGGUGAUUAUCUAGAAGAGAUAAUAUUAGAUCCUUUAUCUAAAUUGACAUCUGAUAUUGCAAUUGGUUUGAAUGAUACGUUGACGAAUAAUAAGAAUGAAGAAGAUCUAAGUAUCUAUAUGUCACCUACAAAGAAAUCAAAUACAAGUAAUAAUAAUAGUCCAUUAUCACCAACAAGACCAAAUGGAGGAUUAGGUGUUACAUUACAAUCUUCAUCUUCAUCACCUUUAAAAUCAUUGGGUUCUUCAAUCAACCAAAUCACAUCUUCACCCAAUAAUAGUGGCAGUAAUAGCAAUAAUAUAUUAUCAUCAUCACUAUCGAAUGAUUAUUAUUGUAUAGAUUGUAAGAAAGGAUUUCAAUCUGAACAAACUUGGAACACUCAUAUUGGUAGUACAAAACAUAUUAAUCAAGUUAAAGAAAAUAAGAAAAAGUCUACGUCGAAUGUAUCAUCUCCAACAUCUACUUCUAAAACAACAUCAACAACAAAUAAGAAAAAUGAAGAAAAGGCCAAUAAGGGAGGAAAAACAAAACAGUCAAAAGAUACACCCGAUGAUAAUAAUACAGCAGCUGUAUUAUCACCAACAUCAUCAACAUUUAUAAAAAAACAAUUAGAAUUGAUGGCAAAUGUACCUGGUAAACCAUUGCUGACUUGCAAGAAUAUGUUUCAAGCAGCUAAAAAUUAUUCUCAAUUUCAUAUGAUCAAUGAUUGUUCAAAAUCAUUAUUGGCAAUAUUAGAUGUAUUAAAAGUGCAACAACAAAAAUCAUCAUCAAAUGGGAUUAUACAACCAUUGACAAAAAAUAAUAAUAAUGUUGGAUCAUGGAAUGAAGAUUUUAGUUCAAUUGAAUUAAUGUUACCAUUGGAUUUGAAAAUAGAUAUAUGGACAAAGAUUGGAUUAGAAACUAAAACUUAUUUAUAUCUGGCAAGAUUAACAAGACUUUUUGAUAGAAAAUUAACUGAAACUUUUAUAUCAAAAUGUUUAUCUUCUUCAUCACUAUUGGAUAAAUCUUUAAUCACAAAUAUUGAAAGAGAUGGUUCUUAUAGAUUAUUUAUUAUUGAUCCAAGUAUGGUUAUUAAUAGAUUAACAAAAAUUGUAGAAAAUUCUAUUCAUUCUAAAAAUCAACAACAACAACAAACCAAUCCUCCUCCUCUUCAUCCUCAACAAGAAGAACAAAAACCAUUAUAUGAAGAAUAUUUAAAUAUGAUUGACGAAAUGGCUGGUAUAUUAUCAUUUGAUAAAUGUCAUCCAUUAUCAUUGUUUUAUUAUUAUCUUUCCAUUUCAAUUUCAUUAUCUUUUCAAUUAAAUGAAAGAGUAUUAAGAACAAUUCAAAGAUGUAUUAGAUUAUUUGUUGGAAUGGAUUAUGAUUAUUUAGUUUCUGAUUUUUAUCUAAGAUAUUAUCAAUUAACUGGACAAGAUGAUUUAUCAAUACUUUGUGAUAGUUUGAGAUAUUCAGUACAAGCAAAUGAUUCUAAUCGUUUGAAUACUCUUUUAAAAUUGUACCAAACAAAUCAUAAAAACUAUCAUUUGCAAUCAUAUUGCGAUAAAUCCAUAGAACAACAAACACAAAUAUUAAUUUUAAAGUGUUGUUUGUCAGUUCAAAAAAGUAAUAGUUUGGAAAUGGAAGAAACAAGAGAUCAAUUUGAACAUAUUCUCUCAACUGAUAGAGAUUCUCUAAACUUUUUUUCUCUUUGUUUUGAAAAAUCAUUAUAA